GCUGUAGCACAUGGUCUUAAUACGGUCUUAUCUUAAUAAUAGAAACUGAUUCUCUCUCAUUUUGUGAUUGAGUAUUGUCAACAAAGCAAGGUUGUAAUGGCAGAGUCCAGCGGAAAAGAAAAGGCUAGUCGAAAGAGAACUUUCACAAGCCACAGAAUAGACGACAUCUUGGGAACAGUAGAGCCACGCCAAACACGUGUUUCCACGAGGUUAUCUCCCUCGAGUGAAGAGACUGGUAGCAGCGAUUCUAGUGGACAGAAAAAUAUAAAAAAGAAGAGGAUGACUUACACCAAGCAGCAAAAGGAUGCUCUGGAGUCAUACUUUUAUCAAGAUAGUUAUCCCGAUACUCAGGCAAGAGAAAAUAUGUCAGAAGCUCUAGGAAUUACACCUGAAAAGGUUCAGGUCUGGUUUCAGAAUAGAAGAGCUAAGUGCCGAAAGAGAGAGUUGCCUUUACGGCGCAGCCACCAGCAGUGGUGCUACCCAAAUCCUGAACAGUAUGCUCUAAUGGUUGCCCAGCAGCAAGCAUUAAUGACACCUCCUCCAUUACAAGCUUCAUUCCAGCCUAUACCUACUAAUGAGGAGCAGCCAGAUGAAGCUACAGCUACGGAAGCCUCAACCUCACAAUAG
Molecule: messenger RNA, 627 nt
Organism: Amphimedon queenslandica
Lineage: Eukaryota; Metazoa; Porifera; Demospongiae; Haplosclerida; Niphatidae
Product: short stature homeobox protein 2-like
Exons: 2
Coding region: 97-627 (176 amino acids)
Biological process (GO): regulation of transcription by RNA polymerase II
Cellular component (GO): nucleus
Molecular function (GO): sequence-specific double-stranded DNA binding; DNA-binding transcription factor activity, RNA polymerase II-specific
Source: RefSeq, a predicted model, not a curated record